Messenger RNA from Magnolia sinica, 1122 nucleotides. RefSeq names its product wax ester synthase/diacylglycerol acyltransferase 6-like. Gene Ontology annotation, biological process: triglyceride biosynthetic process. The coding region runs from base 607 to 1047 and encodes 146 amino acids. Gene Ontology annotation, molecular function: diacylglycerol O-acyltransferase activity; long-chain-alcohol O-fatty-acyltransferase activity. Lineage: Eukaryota; Viridiplantae; Streptophyta; Magnoliopsida; Magnoliales; Magnoliaceae. The transcript is spliced from 2 exons. Gene Ontology annotation, cellular component: plasma membrane. The record is from RefSeq and is a predicted model, not a curated record.
GUUGUUUUAGAAAGGGAUAGCUCCAUAAGGAGAGGAGCAAUUGGGUCGUGCAUGAAUAUCGGCUAGAAGGGAAAAUCUCAUAUCAUUAUCUCUCGAGACCAUCCAAGGUAAGAGAUCACCUUCUUCUUAUCUCUAGAUCAUCCAAAGUCUCAUAUCAUUAUCUCUAGUUCUUGUCAACAUAAGAGCAGCACUAGGAAUUCACGUGAGUCUCUUCCACUCUUUCUCCCACCUAAUUUCCUCUUUUCCACUCUGUCAUGGUGAUUAACUUAUAAGAUUUGCUAGUACCACACAUGUUCAAGGCAGCCCCUCAACACCAAAUAUCCAAGCUGUCCAUUAAGUGCACCCUAUGUGGUUCUCCUAGCUCAAAAGCCAAUCCAGUCCAUUCAUUGGGUGGACCAGGUCCAAGAAACAAAUGAAUGUCUAAGAAAAUCUUGGAGGUUCUUUAAGCUUCCAUUUGUUUCAAACAUUGUGUCCCAUGAGUUACCAGCCUGAUUAUUGGGCCAGAGCAUAUAAAUGUAGGAACCCCAGCUGAUGGACCAUGGAUCAUGAGCAUGUAACACAUUAGCCCUUGUCCUAGCAUGUACAAAGCCCAGUUUUGGGAUCUUUAUGAAUUAUGAGAAUGACAAGCAUACUUCCUUGAAUCUCUAUUCAAAUGACCCAUUUUACAUUAACAACAAACAAGCCUUAGCUGACAUGAUGGAGAAGGAGAAGACCGACGCCGAGUGGGGCAAUUGGCUUGGAUAUAUAAUCCUGCCAUUCUCCAUUCAAAUGCGAGAUGAUCUUCUGGGUUAUAUUCACAAAGCAAAAGAAAUUGUGGAUUAUUCGUAUGAAUUCUUUCUCCUCCACUUGAGAAAUUCAAAGGUUGAUUGUGCAUUUUCUUUCAUGUAUAACAAGCAAUGGCAUCAGUAUCUCAGUGUCCUCUCAAACAUGACAAUGUCCUUUUCCAACAUCAUUGGACCCUUAGAAGAAAUUAGUUUCUAUGGCCAUCCAAUUGUCUACCUUGCACCCAGUGUUUACGGGCACCUGCAUGUAAGUAUCUCUCUUUAAGAAUAACUGGUAGAAAAUGGAUGUCAUUACUGUUUGGUCAUUUGCUUGGACGGCUGAGGUAAGCUUAGAUGUUCA